Molecule: messenger RNA, 1758 nt
Organism: Periconia digitata
Lineage: Eukaryota; Fungi; Ascomycota; Dothideomycetes; Pleosporales; Periconiaceae
Source: the annotation of a GenBank genome assembly
CCGCCAAAUAUACUCACUAUAGCCAAACAAACAAUGAGCGUCCCAACACUUCAGACUGCGCCCGUCCUGUCGACGCCCGAUACACAUAUCUUCGAAGAUCCCACACCUCCCAUAGAUCUUACGAGCAUUCCUCGCCUCUCUGAUGAGCAAGUUGCGCUCACAUAUGAAAUCGAACGUACAGUGAGGGAAAUCAAAGAUGGACGAUGGCAGAGGAUCGCGCUUCAGUUCCCAGACCAGAUGCUGGUUGAUGCCCCAAGGGUAUUCGAUCAGCUGUCGAGGGGUCUCAAAGACGCGUACAAACUGAAGAAAAGAACAUCCCCGAUAGAUGAUGCUAGUGAACAGAACGCAGAGGAUGUUGCUUCCCAAUUGAAUCGCACCACUCUGAGUGAGAACGGGGAUAGCCUGGAGGAGGAAGGGGAAAGGCUGUUCAUACUAGCGGACACCUCGUACGGAGCCUGCUGUGUUGACGAAGUGGCUGCGGAACACGUUGAUGCGGAUGUGGUGGUGCAUUAUGGGAGGUCCUGUCUUUCUCCGCCUUCCAGAUUACCAGUCGUAUAUGUAUUUACCGAGAGACCUCUGGAUAUGGAACCUCUUCUCUCGACAUUCCAAGAGACAUAUCCGGAUAAAGAUCAGAAGAUGAUUCUUGUGGCCGAUAUACCGUACGGGCAUCACAUACCGAAGCUCCAUCAACACUUGCGCGACUGCGGAUAUGCCAACAUCUAUCCAACGAGUAUUGUUCACAACCCGUCAUCCCUUUUACCAAACAGAACUGUGCCUGCGGAGGUGGGAGACUCCCAAGAUGCACUACGAGAGUAUCACCUCUUUCAUAUUUCCGAUCCACCACCCUCGCUGCUCCUCACGCUGUCCUCGCGCGUAGCUAGCAUACAGAUAUAUCCUACAGACACAGCCAAACCUACCGCAACACUUGCUUCAACAACGCUCGCCCUUCGUCGCCGAUACGCGCUCCUCACUUCUCUAUCCACCACGUCGGUGUAUGGAAUCUUGAUCAACACUCUAUCUGUAAAGAACUAUAUGCACAUCCUCUCGCACGUCCAAAAGCAGAUUGCGGCCGCGGGCAAAAAGUACUACACUUUCGUAGUUGGCAAGGUGAAUGCAGCCAAAGUGGCCAAUUUCAGCGAAGUGGGUGGCUGGGUGGUGAUUGGCUGCUGGGAGAGCAGUCUGAUUGAAAGUAAAGAUUUCUGGAGGCCCAUCAUCACGCCGUUUGAGCUGCAGAUAGCUUUGCAAGGAGACGAAGAGAGGGUAUGGACUGGCGAAUGGACGGGGGAUUUCCAGACAGUGCUCGAAGGGAAGAAUGCUUCAGGAUCUACGACAAACGGCACAGUUGAUGCUGAUGGGGGUGAAGAGGGUGCUGAAGCUGAUGCAGAUGCAGAUGGAAGUGGCGAUUAUGAUUCCGAAGAAGAAUCUGCACCUCCAGAAUUCGACCUCCGAACAGGUCGCUAUGUCUCGCAUUCUCGACCCAUGCGUCCCAAGACUUCAUCAAACGCCGUCACAGGAGGAAGCAAGGCGAAGGCGUCCAGUACGGCACUCACGAAACGAGCAAAUGGGGACGUUGCCCAGAUAGGCGGUGUAGCAAGCCCAGGAGCCGAGUUCUUACGCGAGAAGAGAACAUGGCAGGGCUUGGGUAGUGACUUCAAGGAAGAUGAGGAGGGUAGCAACGGCAAUGCAGCGAAGAUGGAGGAGGGCAGGACAGGAAUCGCAAGAGGGUAUAUCGUUGCUGGAGAAGGAAAUAAGCAUUGA